UGUGUGUGUGUGUGUGUGUGCGUGCGUGCGUGCGUGUGUGUGUGUGUGUGUGUGUGUGUGUGUGUGUGUGUGUGUGUGUGCACACAGGAGUUUCUCAAGUGUGUGUGGGAGGAGUUGUAUUAUGACCAGUGAACCUGACCUCUGUUUUAUCCACCUGCACUUCACUUGAGUGUUUCUAGUGUACAGUGUGACACUGGGUAUAGUUUGGCUGGGUUAAUGCUGUGUACUGUGUAUUUUGUGUGUUGAGGGGAUGGUGCGGCAGAAACUCAUGGGUUCUGUGUGCAAUGGUACGGAUAGAUGGGGGGAGGGUAGGUGGGGUAGGAGUAAACGGGGUGUAUUUUUGGGUCCCGGUUUGGAUGUGUACACCAUCAGGAGGAUUGGGUUAAAAUCCAAGCACAGACUGGGUCACUGGCUCGGUGGGCUGUCUCAGUACUUCCUGGUCAGGUAUUCUAAACACACCCAGGAGGGUCUAGACUCCCCACGCCACUCUGCGGCCUCCAGUGGGAGUACCGAGCGCGCUCCGUCCGCCACGCCCUCGGACGGCUCCGACCCGCCGUCCGCCGCCCGCCGCCCACUGAGCCUGGUCUCCACCCUCUCCUCCGGCUCCGCCUCCUCCAGAGACGACUGCCAAGCCCCGCCCCCCACCGGCGCCUCCAGCCCCACCCCCUCAGGCGAGGACAUUGACCUUGAGCCAAUCGAAGAUGAUGUGACGAAGGGGCGUGGCUUCGGCGGCGAGAGGAACAACAACAACAGCAACGGCUCCGCCUCCCCGGCCGGUCGGACCGCGUUCCGCCGGCAGCCCAAGGUGGCGGCGGCGAGCGACGCCAUGGCGCCCAGCCCCCAGCUCAGCUACGUGGACCGCGUCGUCAUGGAGAUCAUCGAGACGGAGCGCAUGUACGUCCGAGACCUGCGCAUGAUCGUCGAGGACUACUUGGCCCACAUCAUCGACCACGCUGACCUGUCGGUGGGCCCCGAGCUGGUCUGCUCCCUGUUCGGGAACAUCGAGGACAUCUAUGAGUUCAACAGUGAGCUCCUGCAAUCACUGGACCAGUGUGAUAACGACCCGGUCGCCAUCGCCAGGUGCUUCGUCAUGAAGAGUGAGUACUUUGACAUCUACACGCAGUACUGCACCAACUACCCAAACUCGGUGGCGGCGCUGACCGAGUGCAUGAGGAACAAGUCCCUGGCCAAGUUCUUCCGGGAGCGCCAGGCGUCCCUGAAGCGCUCCCUCCCGCUGGGCUCCUACCUCCUGAAGCCCGUCCAGAGGAUCCUCAAGUACCACCUCCUGCUGCAGGAGAUCGCUAAGCACUCUGACCAGCAGGGGGCAGACUACGACGUGGUGGAAGAGGCCAUCUACACCAUGACGGGCGUGGCCUGGUACAUCAACGACAUGAAGAGACGCCACGAGCACGCCGUGCGCCUGCAGGAGGUGCAGUCCCUGAUGCUCCACUGGAAGGGUCCGGACCUGACCACCUACGGGGAGCUGGUCCUGGAGGGGACCUUCAAGGUCCACCGGGCCAAGAACGAGAGGACCCUGUUCCUGUUCGACCGCAUGCUGCUCAUCACCAAGCGCCGCGGGGAGCACUACGUCUACAAGGCGAACAUCUCUUGCUCCACUCUGAUGCUGAUCGAGAGCGCCAAGGACUCUCUGAGCUUCAGUGUCACGCACUACAAACACCCCAAACAGUCCCACACUGUGCAGGCUCGUAACCUGGAGGAGAAGAAGCUGUGGUCCCACCACAUCAAACGGAUCAUCCUGGAGAACCACCAUGCCAUCAUCCCUCAGAAGGCAAAGGAAGCCAUCUUGGAAAUGGACUCAAUAUAUCCGUCUAAGUACCGCUACAGCCCCGACCGGCUGAAGAAGGCUCUGUCCGUCCAAACAGACGAUCCGCUGCCUACUAAUCGUCAGGGGCGACGCCAGUCAGAACCAAUUAAAAAAUUCUUUGAGGGCACCAAAGCUGUCCUGAAGCAUGCAGCCAGCGAGGGGACUGUCCCGGGGGAGGAGGACUCCAGGGGCGGCGCCCUGGGCUUCGGCCUGGGGGGGUCGGGCUCCGACCGGCCCCGGGAAGAGGAGGAAGAGGAGGAGGAGGAGGAGUGUGGUGGGAGGAAGGCCUCUGUGGACGACCAGGAGGUGGUAAUGGACAGUGAUGACGCUGAUGAUGACAUGAUGCUGCUGGAGGACUAUCAGGUAGCGGACUUCGCUAGCUCCAUGCUCGCAGCCAUUUCCUGCUGGCAUUCUAGAGCCAGAGCUCUGCUUUCUCUUGGGGACCCAACGGAUGAGGAGAUCGGAAACAUCGCUCAGGAAGAGAACCACCAGAGACUUCCAGGUGUGGGGGAGCCACCGGCAGAGCUCCAGGCUUCUGAGCAGCAGUCAUGUCUCCAGAAGAACUCAGAGUCCAAGCCAACAGAUUCGUAUUCGAACACCUCUUCCAAGAUCUCUGCUUCUCCUGGAACAAAGAAGCCAGCAGCAGAGCCACCAGCAGCAGAAGCUCCAACAGCAGAACCUCCAACAGCAGAACCGGCUGUGAAGGUGAAGAACCGGGAGGAAGCGUCUUCUGCCAGCCAGGACUCCGACUCAAAGACCCUGAGCAGCGAGGAGUCCUCAGAAGAGGAGGACCACGAGGAGGCCGUCAAGGGGAGGAAGGCCACCAGCAUCCUCCCCACCUCCGUCCUGAGCCGGGCCGGUGCCAUCGCUCAGCACUUCCAGGGAAGCACACGGCGACCUAGCCAGGCCUCCGACGACGCCCUUUCCCCGAACUGUCUGUCGCCACGGUUAUCGAGUCGCACCGGCAGCAUCCACAGCCCCAAGAUCACCAGCCCGUGUUCAGACGGACCCGAGGUGUUCCGGCCGGCCGACGCCAACAUGCUGUCGCCGCGGGACGACGACGGCGGCGUGACGGGAGGGGCCCCCCAGCGGAGGGACUCCACCCUGUCCAAACACGACCAGCUGCUCAUCGGGAAGAUCAAGAGCUACUACGAGGUGGCCGAGAGCCACGACCCGGCCUUCUGCCUGCGACGGCGGGAGAGCCUGACCUCCAUCCCCACGGGGCUGGUCCGCAACUCCGUCAGCCACUUCAACUGCAUCCCGACGGACACGCCACAUCCCGGUGAGGGCGUCCAGGGGAAGCCCUCUUCUUCUGCCGCGGACGACAACGGCCGAGCCCCGGGAGAACCAGACUCUGGGGACCAGGGGGGCAUCCACAUGAAGGCCGUGUCCUAUCAGCAGGAGGGCACUGCGGUCAUAGUGGGCGGGAGCGUUGGCUACUCCAGUGCUCUGGCCACGGCUCCCGUGCUGCAGGAGGAGUUCAGGUCGUCGUCUGAGAUGAUCCAGAUUUGGCAGGCGAUGGAGCACGACCUGAGCAGACCCUCAGUGCGUAGGCGCGAGACCCCCAUCCAGGCAGCCAGAAGCUCCAGGACGGCUGCCGGGGGUCUCCCGGCAAACCCCAACUCUGACGGGGAGAAGGGAGGCUCCGACCUCGGCACCAUAGCAGAGGAAACCCCCAGCGUCUCCAAACAGAGAACCAACGGACCCGCGGGCCGAGCCGGGAGUUUACGGGAGACCUUGAAGCUGUGGGGAGAGGCGGUUCCGGUCGUGAGACCCCCAAGGGUGUUGGAGCUCAGGGGCCAGACGCAGGGUCAGUCUGUCCAGCUGGAGAAGGACUCCCAGGACGACCUGGACAGCGCUAAGAGCAAGGUGCUGAGCCUCGCGCGACAGUACAGCCAGCGCAUCAAAACAUCCAAGCCAACGGUCCGGGUGCAGGCUGCGGACCCCCGUCUGGGGAAGAGAGCCCUGGCAUCUGUGGUGGAGGAGAGCGAGACCUCAGGUAAACCCAGCCUGAGUCUCCCCCUGGUCCCGGGCCACCAGCCCCGGACCGCCCCCCGGCUGAGCCCGGUGGAGCCUGGCGCUCCGGGGCCCGACCCGGGGGCCAGGGCGCGCUCCAGGAGCCCCAACAGCCCGCCUCCCAUGGAAGGCUUCUGCUGGCCCGACGUCCGGGAGCUGAGGUCCAAGUACGGCCUGUCGGACGGCCCCGCGCCCGGCCAGGUACCGGUGGGCCGCAGCAUGUCGGUCCCGGAGGGGAUGACCACGGACGGCGGGAUCAAGAGACGCUCCAGCUACACCUUCCCCCUCCUCCCCCCGGCGGAGAGAGGGGAAGGAGGAGCGGAAGGAGGGGGGGCAGAUACCCCCCCGGAGGACGCGGGGAGGUACAGACUGCAGAGGACAAAGUCCCUGGACCACCGGCUGAGUGGCGUUCCGCUCGGUCGGCUGGAGAAGCUUCCGGAGGAGGCGUCCAACGGCGGCUUCCACGGUUACUACAUCUCAGGGGAAGCGGGGUUACCCGGCGACGAGAGUCGGAGGGUCGUCGUGGUGGAGAAGCUGCCCGACGAGCCGGCGGUGGCGACCGGAGACGCGGCAGAAGCAGCCGGAGGGGAGGAAGGCGGGGAGAACUUCGUCCAGAUCCGCUCGCCCACCAGCAGGGAGAAGAUCUCCAUCAGGGCGGUGAUCGACCGCUGCCGGGCCUACCAGGAGACGGAGGAGUACAAACUCAGGGAGGAGGACGCCGCCAAGACGGAGGCUGGGCUGGGCGGGGCGAGGGGCAAAGAGCCGGACAAGAGCGCCGCGUCGUCGACGGAGCCGGAGGGCCAGGAGUCGGGCUCCACCCAGCAGAGCGUGGUGAAGAACCUCAGGCAAAAGUUCCAGAAGCUGAAGUGAAAGCGAGGAGAAAAAAGCGAGGAGUUGAUCAAUCGCUAAAAAGGCUAAAAUAAUAUUGUACAUGUAUUAUAUAUCAUAAUAAUUAUACUAGAAUACCCUGGAUGAAAACCACACUGCUGCUUGCAGGGUUCAGUUACGGAGCGGGCCAAGAUGGUCACUACUGAACUCUCCAACCACACUGAAGCUCAGAGCACACGGCCCUGUCAGAACUACACAAGGGCAGUUCUGUCCUAUUCAAAGUAAAUAAGGCCACACAACACUCACACUCUGUGUGCUUUGUGUUAUCACAAUUCUUGUGUGUGUUGUGCUACAAAUAUGUGAUGCAAAUGUAUGCUUUCUGUUCUUCUGGCUCUAAACUAAGGAGCUCUUCGACGACAGAACUGUCCUCUUUUACCAAUUAACUCCUCAAAUACGUCACCUUUCAACAACAUUAAGCUUUGAGACGCAUCUCUUCCACUAAGACUUAUUUUGAUUGUUAUGUAGUCUUAAAAUUAACCCUACCACUAUGAAACAGUAAAGUUCUGUAUCGAGCCAUGUUACAAAUCAUUUGUAUAUUUCCUGUCAUCAUGUUGGACCACCAAUGUACAUUUAUAACCCCAAGAUUUGACCUGUGGUUGAACUCUUUAUUUAUAGGUGAAGGGCCAUUAGCUAGCUUUACGUUAAAGCUAACAUAAUGCUAACAUGAGUUGGUAUCAUGCUUUUCUGUUGAUCCGCUUCUCUCUGUUUAGUUUAUCAACCACACCUUCUCAACCACACCUUAUCAACAAGCGCUACGGUGUUACCAACUUGGAAAUCUAUGUCGGAUAGAUGUACAGUUUAUUAUACAUCAUUGUUAUAGUAUUCAUAUUAUAUAUAAUAUAAAUUAUAUAUAUAGAUGAUUCAAUUUUAUACACCCAUAAUAUAUUAUAUCUCUAUCUCAAUGUAUCUGGCUGUUUUAUGAGCUAGUCUUCAGAAACACUCAGAUGGACGUUUGCUCAAAGGCACUUCAACAGUUUAUGAUGACGUCCAACCUAUGAGCUACUUACUUUAACAUGAGGUCUACUAUGACUAACUGUAUUUAUUAUUAAACGGUUGCAUAUGAAUUAUGGUUUAUCUCGUCUUUGUUGAAGUACAUAACGUUUCUACUGUUGGAGGGAAUGUCCACAUUAAAAACAGCUUCUCACUC
This is a messenger RNA of Gadus morhua (Atlantic cod), 5876 nucleotides long. It is a transcript of the gene plekhg3, whose product is annotated as pleckstrin homology and RhoGEF domain containing G3. Gene Ontology annotation, molecular function: small GTPase binding; guanyl-nucleotide exchange factor activity. Lineage: Eukaryota; Metazoa; Chordata; Actinopteri; Gadiformes; Gadidae. Bases 251 to 4711 code for a protein of 1486 amino acids. The transcript is spliced from 19 exons. The record is from RefSeq and is a predicted model, not a curated record. Gene Ontology annotation, biological process: intracellular signal transduction; regulation of establishment of cell polarity.